AUUUGGGUACGUAACAAGUGCCUACGCGUAAAACAAACAGGUACGCUGUACUACAAAGCAUUUAUGUUUACUUCAGCAGGCAACAGUUUUCUCUUACUACACAGAAUAUUGUCGGCUUUCGAAGUCAGAUUUUUUGUACAGGAACGUUUUCGCACAAGAAUCAAUCGAAGGUUUCGCCAGACGAGUCGUACAAUUUCAACUGCAAUCGAAGAUUUAUAUUGGCUUGAGUCAGUAAUCCUAUCACUUCUACAAACACACGUUUCAAAAUGUUUCGUUCUAGUGCGCUUUCACGCAUUCACAGUUUCGGUUUCUCUUUCUGUUUCAGACUAUUACAACAAAUUUUCUCAAUCACGAAUUUCUGUUCGCACGAAGGGGUCGUACUAGUUGCAUCAAAAUUAAUCAAACGAUCGUAAUAUACAAAAUGCC
This is a messenger RNA of Amoebophrya sp. A120, 426 nucleotides long. The record is from the annotation of a GenBank genome assembly. NCBI's taxonomy places the organism in Eukaryota, Dinophyceae, Syndiniales, Amoebophryaceae.